This is a messenger RNA of Sesamum indicum (sesame), 1436 nucleotides long. Its product is annotated as triphosphate tunnel metalloenzyme 3. Lineage: Eukaryota; Viridiplantae; Streptophyta; Magnoliopsida; Lamiales; Pedaliaceae. The record is from RefSeq and is a predicted model, not a curated record.
AAACAAUCGGCAACAUAACAAUCCUUGGUGACCACAAAAUAUUCCCUCUACCUAUUCCAGCUUCAAGUUCGUUCUGGUCUCAAAUUCUGCACUAACAAAUCACAUUGAGAGAGCGUUGGGUACAUGAUCACAGCAAUAAUCUAAUCUUUUGAUAUUCAAGUCAGUUAAAUUAUUAUUUGAAAUAGUGAAGGAGUCCUAUCUAAUGCGACUCAAAUAGUCACAUUAAUAUGAUUUGUAGCCUUGAGUUUGAACCUAGUUGGUAUUGUAGGUAGCACUCAAACUGACUAUGAUGUCAUUCAGAUCCAUCCGACCCAAGCAAAAUUGUGGGCAUUCUUGUAUGUGUUUUUUGUCACGUCCAGGGCCAGGGGCGUUUCGGCCUUCUAAUCUCCACAUCAACCAUGAGAAAGAAAAAAGCCAAAAAGACUCAAAAUAGGGGUAGUAUGGUAUCUAUCCGGAUCCGGGCCACCCAACAAGAAAAGUCCAGACCCGGUUAGCCACCGUUAUUACAACUCCAACCGUUUCUCUCCACCACCAUUCCGUAUGACUGUUAUCUGAUGCCCCCACCCACCCCCCCCGAUGGAAGUAGAAGUCAAGCUCCGCCUUGCAUCCUCCGCAGCCCACGAGCGCCUCUGUGGCGUCCUUUCCCCCCACCACUGCCGCACUCACGUCCAGGAGAACCUCUUCUUCGAUGGUCCCAACGCUGAGCUCUCCUCCAACCUCGCUGUCCUCCGCCUCCGCUUCUACGACCUCGACUCCCACUGCGUCCUUUCCCUAAAAUCCAAACCCCAAAUCUCCGAUGGAAUCAGCCGCAUUGAAGAGCAAGAGGAGCCCCUCGACCCCAUCUUCGGCCGCCACUGCGCCGCCGAGCCGUGGCGCCUCCUUCACAUCGAAUCAUCUGAUAUUAUUAAAAGAGUGAAGGUGGAGUUUAAUGUGGGCGCAAGAGGUUUGGUUGGUUUGGGGGGUUUUAGAAAUGUGCGUGGGGUUUAUGAGUGGAGUGGGCUGAAAUUGGAGCUCGACGAGACGCAUUAUAGUUUUGGGACGUGUUAUGAGAUUGAAUGUGAGAGUUCGGAACCGGAAGAGGCCAAGAAUUUGCUUGAGGGGCUGUUGAGCAGCAAUGGGAUCGAGUAUGAGUAUUCCGAGGUAUCUAAGUUCGCCAUAUUUCGGGCUGGAAAGUUGCCUGGUUGAGGACCCUUGUGCUUGUUUAUACCAUGGCAGGUUGUCCGGUUACUGCGGCCAAUCAGUGCAAUGUUCAGAUUGAUUUUCGAGUGGCCCCCACGUCGACAAUGAAUGUCUCCUCACCUUCAGAAACUACAAGAGAAAUGCUGCAGUUACACAACGUGAACUAAUUGAUACUGGUUUUCUGUAGGUAGCUUUGUUAUAUUGUUUUUAUGCUUUACUUGUAAAUUCUUAAGCUACUUCACCAUGUGGUAAUUACU